GCAUGGACGCCGGGAAAGUAUCGCACGGUACCGAAACCGCCGAAACUGCCGCAACCCCAAAGCAGCCCUGUUAACCUGUUGUCCUCCACAGACAAAGCAGAUGGUGCAAACCACAGGUGCAAACAUUUGUUUAUUCGUGUUGUAACGAAACUAAAGCGACCGCCAGAGAAGAAAACGAUGCGCACGAAUGCCAAGACCGAGGUCUGGUCCGAGCACCUAGUGCUGGUUCCUUACCAAGAGAAGCACGUCGAGAGGUAUCACGAGUGGAUGAAGGACCCUCACCUACAGGAGAUGACCGCCUCGGAGCCCCUGUCGCUGGCCGACGAGUAUGCCAUGCAGAAGUCGUGGUUGGAAGACGACGACAAGUGCACAUUCAUUGUCCUCGACAGAAAGCAGUACGAGGAGUCCAGUGACGAAGUAGGAGCGAUGAUCGGCGAUGUCAACCUGUUCUUCAACAAUCAAGACAACAAUCGUGAGGCUGAGCUGGAAGUCAUGAUUGCGGAACCUUCGAAUCGCGGGAAAGGCAGAGGAAAAGAGGUCCUCCGUUUGAUGAUGCGAUACGGAAUUGAAGUGCUUUGUGUGGGGCUCUUCACAGCCAAGAUCAAGCUAAGUAACACAGUCAGUCGGAAGCUCUUUGAGAGUCAAGGCUUUAUUCUGACCUCUACGAGCAGCAUAUUCCAAGAAGCAACAUACUCCCUCGAAGUGGACGAACAGUUUCAAGCCAGACUCCGCGACUCCACUCCAGCUUACAAUCUCAAGUUGCGGCACUGACCCGUCUGAGCUGGUCUUUCCUGACUUUCCAUUCUUCGAGCGUCGCAAAAUCUUCGCAACACGGUGCAGGACACCGUGACAGUGUGGGCUGCUGUUCUAGUCCCCGGGGAACCACCACGUGGACUGCCGUCAUUGCGACCGAACCCGUAAUAAAUGCCCGCCGCGUCGAGCGUUGCUUCUCAGAGUUCUCGGAGUUGCGCUUUUGAAUUUGCGCAGAUGGUGCUGGAGGCUUCCACCCGGUGCCCCGCCUGAAGGUGUGUUCCUUUGUGGCUUCCAGACGGCUGCACAGAUUCGUGCAAUAAUGUCUAUCCUCAUGUCGUUUUAACGCUUUCUUCUUUCACUGUACCACUACGAGGGGGUGAUGAGAAGCAACCGGAAUGUAUCUCCCAUUGAUGUCGGCCCAACUUGGGGCCGACCUAAAAUCUGAGAGUUGGUCACCUGACCUUGAGGAUAUGCAGCGAGGAGGAAAGCGAGGGCCGCUUUCUCACCAGGGUUGCAGCCACUGCAAGUCAAGAGAGCCGACACGGCCACGGGUCAGUACGCCGAAACGUUCGGAAGAAGGACGAGACGGACAUCAUGACAGCUUGCAGCGUUAGUGUAGUGGCCGUGCGACGUCACAUGCGGGACUUCAGGAAGUGCCGGACGCGUCGGAACGUGCAACCCAGCGUGCCAUGCUUGCGUGUGUUGCCGUUGGGAAAACCAGGGACAGUGCACUUGGGGGAGGGGGGGAAGUGUCAAGCCACCACCAGGGUUGAACAGAGGUUGGAGGAGGGAGAGGGGUUAGACCUACCAAACACUUUGGGGGUUUCUUACAUUUCCAACGAUGCUUUUGCAUGGCCUAAAUGUAUGAUAUCAUCUCUUGCCAACUUCUAGGUACACUAUCUUGGUGCAACAUGAGAAUUUAUGCCUAUAAAUGUAAGUGAAACAAAGAGCUUUGUUAUAAAUCCGGUUAGGCCAAAGUGGUUUGUGAUCGAUACAAUGUAGUCAUAUCC
Messenger RNA from Ixodes scapularis (black-legged tick), 1763 nucleotides. Its product is annotated as N-acetyltransferase 9-like protein. NCBI's taxonomy places the organism in Eukaryota, Metazoa, Arthropoda, Arachnida, Ixodida, Ixodidae. Gene Ontology annotation, biological process: protein acetylation. The transcript has 7 exons. The coding region runs from base 178 to 771 and encodes 197 amino acids. Gene Ontology annotation, molecular function: N-acetyltransferase activity. The record is from RefSeq and is a predicted model, not a curated record.